Messenger RNA from Colius striatus (speckled mousebird), 2876 nucleotides. RefSeq names its product mitochondrial fission regulator 1 (gene MTFR1). The coding region runs from base 77 to 1246 and encodes 389 amino acids. Gene Ontology annotation, cellular component: mitochondrion. Lineage: Eukaryota; Metazoa; Chordata; Aves; Coliiformes; Coliidae. Gene Ontology annotation, biological process: aerobic respiration; mitochondrial fission. The record is from RefSeq and is a predicted model, not a curated record. The transcript is spliced from 8 exons.
GCCUCGCGGAGGGCACUCGGGGUCCCGCCUCCCGCGGGCGCGGCGGACUAUUGGUCGGAGUGGCGCCGGGGCGGCCAUGGAUUGGCUGCCGUGGCGGGGGGUGUUGCGAGACUCGGUGGAAGAAGCGGGUGAGAGAGCGCGGCCGUGGCGGACCGUAGAAGUACUAUGGAACCUCUGCAGGCUUGUAAGUUCGGAAGGCUUAAAUCCAAGUUCGGAAAGGCUUUUUCCAUUCCAGAUGAUUUGCUGGCUUAAGCGCUUAAUUAGGAUGGCCUUUGAGCAAGUUGGAUUUAACAUGGAAUCGGUGCUUUGGUCAAGCAAGCCUUAUGGUUCAUCUCGGAGCAUUGUAAGGAAAAUUGGUACUAACCUCUCUCUUAUACAGUGUCCAAGAGUUCAGUUUCAGCUUACUUCUCAUGCCGCAGAAGGAAACCACCCUCAUCAACUUAGAGAAGAUGCAGUAGCCUCCUUUGCAGAUGUGGGAUGGGUUGCUCAAGAAGAAGGGGAAGUCUCUACAAGGCUCAGGUCAGAAGUUUGGUCAAAACCAGCCGCUCUUUCAGGUGAACCACAUCCUUCUGGGAAGUCCCCACACAGACAGGUGUCCUUACAAAACCCUUUGGAAGAAGAAGCCGCGUCCAGGAGCACCGUGAUCGCAAAUGAAGAAGCUCUGCAGAAGAUCAGUGCUCUGGAAAAUGAGCUAGCCACUUUAAGAGCACAAAUAGCCAAAAUUGUAAUCUUGCAAGAGCAACAGAACCUGGCAGCAGUUGUGUCAAGUCCUGCUGCUUCAGCUGCCAUCCCUGUUGCACCUCCAGCACCACCACCUCCACCUCCUCCUCCGCCACCGCUCCCUCCCCCAGGCCAACAGCAGAGCAGGUCUGCAAUCGAGCUCAUUAAAGAGAGGAAAAACAAAAAAACGAACUCUGGGCACAACCUGACAGAAAACGGGCCAAAGAAGCCUGAAAUACCAAACAUGCUAGAAAUCCUCAAAGACAUGAACAGCGUCAAACUGCGCUCAGUGAAGAGAUCAUCAGAAGGCACGAAACCUAAAGUGUCUGACCCUACAGAUCCUGCAGCGUUAAUAGCAGAAGCGCUCAAAAAGAAGUUUGCUUAUCGGUACCGAAACGAUGGCCCGAGUGAAGCAGAAAAAGUGAUUCCAAAGACUGAAGCAAAGACAAAGACUGAGGUAGUGCUGUUUGGACCGCACAUGCUGAAGUCUACGGGAAAAAUGAAGACUUUAAUGGAGAAAUCUUAAUGUUAUUAAAUCACUACAUGAAAGACUCUUAAGCUGUUUUAUCCGAAAUCUUGUAUAUUGCUAACAGCCCUAGUGCUGAGUGUGGUCUCUUACAACACGGGGAAAAACCUGAUGUGAAAUGUAGAAUUGAGGCACUAAACGUCUUUUGUAUACAAUUUAUCGAGGGGAAUAAAUUUGACCGUUGCACUCAGGUAUUAAUUAUGUAUUCAAACCUGGCUUUCUACUCAGACUCAUAUGGUUGGGUUAACACUGAGUUAUAUACCCCCAGAUUCUUUGUGCGUAACUGACCACCUUAAAAAUGUGUGUACAUGUUAACAAGAGUGACACCCUUAAGUCAGUAUCAGUUAUUUGAGCUCUAACUGUAACUUGCACUACAAUGUUUAGUUCAGUACAUAAAUCAUCAUGUCGAGGUCUUUGUUUUAAACUUACUUUUUGCAAAUUUUUAGCCCAAAGAAAUCCUCAAUAUGUUUUGCCUCCUACUGAAAGCAAGUGCAAACUUGAAUCUGCUGCAGAGGUUGCCUGGUAUGAGACGUUUUAAAAAGUAACACAUUUUUGUGCAGCAUUUUUGUUUGCUGCAGAGGUGUUUUGUUUUGUUUCAAAAGAGCUUGCAAGGAUAAGAGAGCAAAACCUAUUUGUGUCAUCCCAUGGCCAAGGUAAAGUGUGCAUGACAAGUGAGUAAAUCAUGGUGUGGGAGGGAGCCUCUGUCAAUAGGUAGCCUUGUCAAUUCAAAAUAACCAGUAGAUUGCAGCAGAGUAAAAUAGCAUCAGAGCACAGUGUUAACUAGCAUAGAAGUGGUGUAGGCAAGAAAAAAGUACAAAGUGCUGUGGGGUGCAAGUUGCCAAAAGCAUAUUGCUCAUCUCAGCUGUGCUCAUUGACACAUCCCCAGCUGUCUUGGGACCCUGGACGGGUUUCUGGGAGCUGGGGACUGUAGAAGCCCUUGUGGUCCUAUGAGCAGGGCAGAGAUGGUACAAGCUGUUGCACAGAACCUGUUUUUCCAGGGAAGGCCCUUUGGGAGACUUCCCAUAGCCAGCACUUUGCUGACAGAGCUGGUUCAUUAACCAACCACCUGAGUUCAUGGCUCCAGCCACAGGGGUAGAGACGGCUCAAGCUAAAGUUAAAAUCUCAGGUCAAAUCUCAGGUUUAGGAACCAGAGAACUAUGGCUUAGCUACACACUUAAAGGAAGUCAAGGUUUGCUCUGACUGUAGAUGAGCACAAUGAAAGGUGAGUCUGGGUAUUCCAGUGUUCCAAGUCAAUCUGGCUCCUGGAACAAGUUCCAGUGCUCUAGGAGCUUCUGUUUUCUGGAGAAAGAAAAAAGCAGCACUUAAAUACAGCUGAACAGCUCUGAGGGGGUUACUGAAGAUGAUAGAAUAAGUUUUGCUGCUUGUAACUGCAACGUAGACUUGUAUAACUGAGGAGGAGGUUUUCGGGUGUGGAAUUUGGAAGUGGUGUUAACAUGUACACAACGCAUCUUCCUUCCAGGGUGCUCUGCCAUCAGUCUUACUGACAGGCCACUAAACCUUUAUGUUUUUAAAUGCCUUUAAAACACCUUUUUGAAAGUUAAUUUUGACUUCCAGUUUUAUAUUUAAUGCUCUAUUGCCACUAUAUAAAAUUAAAAGCCGUUAAAAUAAA